Molecule: messenger RNA, 952 nt
Organism: Orycteropus afer afer
Lineage: Eukaryota; Metazoa; Chordata; Mammalia; Tubulidentata; Orycteropodidae
Gene: CUNH21orf91
Product: chromosome unknown C21orf91 homolog
Source: RefSeq, a predicted model, not a curated record
GGAUGAUCCGGAGCCGCGCGGAACGGGUGCUGCGGCGAGCGCAGCCGGACGGGGCAUUAUGAACGAAGAGGAGCAGUUUGUAAACAUUGACUUGAAUGAUGACAACAUUUGCAGUGUUUGUAAACUGGGAACAGACAAAGAAACACUCUCCUUUUGCCAUAUAUGUUUUGAACUAAAUAUUGAAGGAAUACCAAAAUCUAAUCUCUUGCACACUAGAUCAUUAAGGGGCCAUAAAGACUGCUUUGAAAAAUACCAUUUGAUUGCAAACCAGGAUUGUCCUCGAUCUAAGCUUUCAAAAAGCACUUACGAAGAAGUUAAAACCAUUUUGAGUAAAAAGAUAAACUGGAUUGUACAGUAUGCACAAAAUAAGGAUCUGGAUGCAGAUUCUGAAUGUUCUAAAAAUCCUGAACAUCACCUAUUUAAUUUCAGGCAUAAACCAGAUAAAAAGGUACUUCCACAGUUUGACUCCCAAGUACCAAAGUAUUCUGCAAAAUGGAUAGAUGGAACUACAGGUGGCCUCUCAAACUGUACACAAAGAAUCUUGGAGCAGAGAGAAAAUACAGACUUUGGGCUUACUAUAUUACAAGAUUCAGGUUCCAAUUUAUGCCCUAAUAAUAUAUUGUGGCCUCAUAAUCUUAGCCAGUCACAGAAAAAAGAAGAGACAAUCUCUAAUCCAGAGGCUAAUGUCCAAACCCAGCAUCAACAUUACAGCAGAGAGGAAUUGAAUUCAAUGACUCUUCGUGAGGUACAGCAAUUGAAUGCAAAGCUCCGACAGCAAAUCCAGGAAGUUUUUGAAGAGUUAACACAACAAGUACAAGAAAAAGAUUCUUUGGCCUCAGAGCUCCAUGUCCGCCACAUUGCUAUUGAGCAGCUUCUCAAGAACUAUUCCAAGUUACCAUGUCUGCAAGUGGGGCGAACAGGACUGAAGUCACACCUGCCCAUAAACAAUUGA